CACCACAUCAGAUUCCCGGGUAUCGUUCAUUCCUCCGUCGUUCUAGUUAGAACGAAGGAAAACUCUAUUUCAACAUCAUUGCACCGCCAGAAGCGGCAAUGGCUCCUCGCACCCCUCGCCGCAAACGUCCCCUAACCCUCUCAACUGCCGCAGGCUUAAUCUCCAUCCUAUGCUCCGCCUUCUGUUUGUUCCGGUUGUACUUGCGCACUGGAUCACUCCUUCCCCUCAUUUACACCUGCUUGAUCAGUGGAGUCACGUUUCUGUUCUACGGGUACGACAAGAUGCAGGCGAGGAAUCUAGAGUGGAGAGUUAAAGAGACGACGUUGCAUAUGUUGGAGUUGGCAGGGGGGUGGCCGGGAGCGCUUGUGGGACAGCAUUAUUUCCAGCAUAAGACGAGGAAGACGGGGUUCAUGGUUGUGUUCUGGGGGAUUGUGGUCGGGUGGCAGGGGUUUUGGUGGGUUGUUGCGAGUGCUGGGGGUUGAGGCCGGGGGUGGGUUGGCGUGAAGUACGUC
Messenger RNA from Westerdykella ornata, 512 nucleotides. RefSeq names its product DUF1294-domain-containing protein. The transcript has a single exon. Bases 99 to 482 code for a protein of 127 amino acids. The record is from RefSeq and is a predicted model, not a curated record. Lineage: Eukaryota; Fungi; Ascomycota; Dothideomycetes; Pleosporales; Sporormiaceae.